UAUUUCCAUGAUUAGACUGAAUAAUUCACGCAAAGGUGACAGUACAGUUAGAGCUGUAGUUGUUUCUGGGGAUGAACAUACUAAAUUAUCAGGUGCAAUUGAUGAUACACUGGCAGCAGAUAUGAUUCCCACAACUGAUGAUUUUUUUAUGCACAAGAAUGAGCCUGAUUGGGACACGCCAACGUGCGGAUUCGCUUCCGUAGAUGAGGCAAUUGAAGAUAUUCGUCAAGGCAAGAUGGUCAUUGUUGUGGAUGACGAAGACAGAGAAAAUGAAGGAGAUCUAAUAAUGGCAGCAGAACUAGCAACGCCUGAAGCUAUGGCGUUUAUUGUAAAGCAUGGAACUGGAAUUGUGUGUGUCAGCAUGAAAGGAGAAGACUUGGAUAGGUUACGGCUUCCUUUAAUGGUUCAGACAAAAGAAAAUGAGGAGAAGCUUUGUACAGCAUUCACAGUAACAGUGGAUGCAAAACAUGGUACAACCACGGGAGUGUCCGCUGAAGAUAGAGCAAAGACGGUCUUGACACUUGCAUCAAGAGAUUCUAAACCCGAGGAUUUCAACCGUCCAGGACAUAUCUUCCCCUUAAGGUAUAGGGAAGGAGGUGUUCUUCGAAGAGCUGGGCAUACUGAAGCAUCUGUUGAUCUUGCAGUCUUGGCUGGGUUUGACCCUGUUGCAGUUAUAUGUGAGAUCGUUGAUGAUGACGAUGGUUCCAUGGCAAGAUUACCAAAGCUUCGUGAAUUCGCACAGAGAGAGAACUUAAAAAUUAUAUCGAUUGCUGAUUUAAUCAGAUAUAGAAGGAAGUCAGAUAAAUUGGUCGAACGAUCCUCUGUGGCACGAAUACCAACCACAUGGGGACCUUUCGACGCCUACUGUUACAAGUCGAUGCUAGAUGGAAUUGAGCAUAUAGCCAUGGUGAAAGGUGAUAUCGGGGAUGGUGAAAACAUUCUUGUACGAGUACACUCAGAGUGCUUUACAGGAGACAUAUUUGGGUCGGCAAGAUGCGACUGUGGGGAUCAGCUUGCACUUGCUAUGAAACAAAUUGAGGCAGCUGGAAAGGGUGUGCUGGUGUAUCUUCGUGGACAUGAAGGAAGAGGAAUUGGUCUAGGCCUCAAGCUUCGAGCAUACAACUUGCAGGAUGAUGGGAGGGACACAGUAGAAGCUAAUGAAGAACUUGGAUUACCUGUUGAUGCGCGAGAAUACGGCAUUGGUGCGCAGAUAUUACGAGACGUCGGCGUACAGUCGAUGAAGUUGAUGACAAACAAUCCAACAAAGUAUGUUGGGCUCAAAGGUUACGGUUUGUCAGUUGUCGGCAGAGUUCCAUUAUUGACUCCAAUUACAAAGGAUAACCACAGAUAUUUGGAGACAAAACGGAAAAGAAUGGGGCAUGUAUACAAUUUUGAAUUUAAUGGUCGGCUUAACAUUGAUCUCAUUACUGGUACUGAGCAGCAGUAACAUUUCGAUUGUGAU
Molecule: messenger RNA, 1462 nt
Organism: Papaver somniferum (opium poppy)
Lineage: Eukaryota; Viridiplantae; Streptophyta; Magnoliopsida; Ranunculales; Papaveraceae
Product: bifunctional riboflavin biosynthesis protein RIBA 1, chloroplastic-like
Exons: 6
Coding region: 8-1447 (479 amino acids)
Biological process (GO): riboflavin biosynthetic process
Cellular component (GO): chloroplast
Molecular function (GO): GTP cyclohydrolase II activity; 3,4-dihydroxy-2-butanone-4-phosphate synthase activity
Source: RefSeq, a predicted model, not a curated record